GUGUAUAACAGAAAAUGGGCUUUUAUUUAGUGACGCAUCAAACCCACGCACCGCCGGCUCCAUCUUCCUCGCAGCGCCGGCGCAGAUCUUCUGCUCCUUCCCCCACUUGCGCUCAGUGGCGCUCAGGCUCGGUCCCAGGGAUCGGCGGCGUCCAGCGACGGAGGGGCAGUCCCAGGCUCGGCGGCGGCUCCCCCUCCCGCCUCGCGCCCUCGCCUCCGUCCUCCGCGCACCGGCCGGCGACCCUGCGUGGAUGUCAAAUUUUUGUUGACAAGUUGAAGACUACUAACUAAUUUGAUCCUGAGGUGAAGAAGUAAUGAUCCGCCCAGGCUCAAAGGAGUCACAAAAUUAUGAUAUCAAUAAUCAAAGAGUUCAUCCUCAACCAAUUGAUGAGAACAUGACUCAGAACGGGGACUCAAUGGACACUAUGAUCGGGAGGAUAUUCAACAACAUAUCCUCUUUAAAAUCUGCAUACAUUCAGCUGCAGGAAGCGCACACCCCUUAUGACCCUGACAAAAUCCAGGAAGCUGAUAAGCUUGUCAUAGAGGAGCUUACAAGACUUUCAGAACUCAAGCAUGCUUACAGAGAAAAACAUCCUAAGCCAGUAGCUGCAUCUCCUCAAGAUUCGCGCUUGCUUUCUGAAAUACAAGAGCAGCAGAAUUUGUUGAAGACCUAUGAGGUCAUGGUAAAGAAGUUCCAGUCUCAGAUCCAGACUAGAGAUACUGAGAUAACCCAUUUACAACAGCAAAUUGAUGAAGCUAAACUUCGGAAAUCAAAGCUAGAGAAGAAACUGAAACAAAGGGGCCUACUUAACAAGGAAUCAGAGGAAUCUGACGAAGAAGAGAACUACUUCUCUAUUGAGUUGACACCAAGUUUGUUUACAUCUGCUGUUGAUAACGCAUACCAGUCGAUACAUGACUUCUCAAAGCCUUUGAUCAACAUGAUGAAGGCUGCAGGUUGGGAUCUUGAUGGGGCUGCUAAUGCCAUUGAACCUGGUGUGGUUUACACAAGAAGGGCCCACAAGAAGUUUGCUUUUGAAUCCUAUAUUUGCCAAAGAAUGUUCAGUGGGUUCCAAGAAGAGAGCUUUGCUAUCAAGGAUUCUAACAUCAGUUUUUCCAAUGAGGCUUUCUUCCAUCAAUUCCUCGCAGUGCGAGCCAUGGAUCCGCUAGAUGUCCUGAGCCAGAACCCGGACUCAGUAUUCGGAAAGUUCUGCAGAAGCAAAUACCUAUUGCUUGUGCAUCCAAAAAUGGAAGGUUCUUUCUUCGGCAACAUGGAUCAGAGGAAUUACGUCAUGAGCGGUGGCCAUCCAAGGACACCUUUCUACCAGGCAUUCCUGAAGCUAGCAAAGUCCAUAUGGUUGUUGCACAGGUUGGCGUAUUCCUUUGAUCCAAAGGCAAAGGUAUUUCAAGUGAAAAAGGGAAGUGAGUUUUCGGAUAUCCACAUGGAGAGCGUCGUGAAGAACAUCAUCCUAGAAGAGGGUGCAGAGAGGCCGAAAGUUGGCCUGAUGAUUAUGCCUGGUUUCCUGAUUGGGACCAGCGUGGUACAGUCCCGAGUGUAUCUGUCAGAUGUGAAGUACGCUGACUAACUGAAGAUGCCACAGUACACAAUAAGCCUGAGGGUACUUUGCUUCUUGGGAGAGCUACCAGCUGCAUAAGUUUAAGGUGGACUGUGUGUGUCUUGUAUGUAAUGCGUGAGACCUGUUGUUUCUCUGUCGUGCUGGUUUGGACGCCUUUGUGAAGAUUUCCAUGUGCUAUGUGAUUCUGUCCAAUGGGCUUUUGCCGUUUUCAGGAUUAGUACAAUAUGUUCCUGUUUCCCAAUGUUGCGUUUCCCUGUGCUAUACUGCUGUGUAAUCCUGCCCAAUGUUUUGUACAUGUUAUCAGUGUGAUUGGAGAGCUUAUCUGAUGAUUGUAUAGGCUGCACUUCUCAUCUGAAA
Messenger RNA from Sorghum bicolor (sorghum), 1930 nucleotides. Its product is annotated as IRK-interacting protein. The coding region runs from base 314 to 1582 and encodes 422 amino acids. The transcript is spliced from 2 exons. NCBI's taxonomy places the organism in Eukaryota, Viridiplantae, Streptophyta, Magnoliopsida, Poales, Poaceae. Gene Ontology annotation, biological process: negative gravitropism; response to red or far red light. The record is from RefSeq and is a predicted model, not a curated record.